UGUGCGGGCUUUGCACAGCUACAACUCUGUUCCACAGCCAGACUCCACAUCCGAGGACUUCACAGCAUGGAGCUGCUCCCCAAAACCCUGUUUCUGUGCUUAGCACUUGCCCUCACCAAUGGAGGACCUGUGCCGCCAAAUGAUACAGCAGUAGAUGAAGCUGCUCUACCAGACCGGUGUGAAGGCAUUGAGUUUGAUGCCGUCACUCCAGACGAGAAAGGAAACACUUUCUACUUCAAAGGCGGCCACUUGUGGAAUGGUUUCCACGGUGAGGCCCAGCUCUCCAAUGAGUUCUUCAAGGAGCUUGAUGACAUCCAUCACAUCGGCCACGUGGACGCCGCCUUCCUUAUGCACAACGCAGACAACCCAGGCGACCACGACCACAUCUAUUUCUUCCUGGAUGACAAGGUGUUCAGCUAUUACAACCACACUCUGGAGGCCGGCUAUCCCAAAGAGAUCCAGGAGGACUUCCCAGGAGUCCCCUCGCAUCUGGAUUCAGCCGUGGAGUGUCCCAAAGGAGAGUGCAUGGCCGACUCGGUUCUGUUCUUCAAGGGACAUGAUGUGCAUGUGUAUGAUAUUACCACAAAGAUAGUGAAGAUCAAGACGUGGGCCCACUUGCCCGUCUGCACCUCCGCUCAACGCUGGCUGGAGCACUACUACUGUUUCCACGGACACAACUUCACCAGGUUCAACCCGGUGACCGGAGAGGUGAGCGGCUCCUACCCCAAGGACAUCCGCCACUACUUCAUGAAGUGCCGGGACUUCGGUCAUGGAGGUAACUACCAAGUCCCGAAAUGCAGUGAGGUCAAGUUAGAUGCCAUCACCACUGAUGAUGCAGGCAAAAGUUAUUCAUUUGCAGGCUCCAUGUACAUGCGCCUGGACACCCGUAGUAGCGGCCUCCACGCCUUCCCAAUCACCAGGGCGUGGAAAAAGAUCAGCAACGGGGUAGACGCCGUCUUUUCCCACGCCGACGACAUGUACUUCAUCAAGGAUGAUCAAGUUUACAUCUACAAAACAGCGGCUCACUACACCCUGAUUGAAGGCUACCCUAAAACCCUGAAGGAGGAGCUCGGAAUCGAAGGACACGUGGACGCCGCUUUUGUCUGUCCAAAUGAACACACGGUUCAUGUAAUCCAAGGAAAUAUGAUACGGUACGUGGACCUUAUCGCCACACCCAGGGCCGUGACCGAAUAUCCCUUGCCCUUGUCCGGCAUCGACGCCACUCUGUGCGAUGCGGAAGGAAUCCAGUUGUUCAAGGGCUCGCAGCAUUACAAGUACGAGUCCCCCAUGCUACUAUCUAUGAGCAGGAUAGCCCCUCACCCUCUCCCCAUUACCAACGCCUUGUUGGGAUGUCGCAAUGAGUAGUUUCUCAGUCACACUAGAGAGUGGAAGAGAGAGGGAAGAACUACAUGUGUAAGCUUUUGAUAACUCCUUCCCUCCCAUGCAUCGUGGAGUUUAAGUUGUUUAAUGAAUAAAAUGUGGAAAACGUCA
Anarrhichthys ocellatus (wolf-eel) is the source of this 1491-nucleotide messenger RNA. RefSeq names its product hemopexin b (gene hpxb). The coding region runs from base 67 to 1365 and encodes 432 amino acids. The transcript is spliced from 10 exons. NCBI's taxonomy places the organism in Eukaryota, Metazoa, Chordata, Actinopteri, Perciformes, Anarhichadidae. The record is from RefSeq and is a predicted model, not a curated record.